This is a messenger RNA of Galeopterus variegatus (Sunda flying lemur), 663 nucleotides long. Its product is annotated as diphthine--ammonia ligase-like. Gene Ontology annotation, molecular function: diphthine-ammonia ligase activity. Gene Ontology annotation, biological process: protein histidyl modification to diphthamide. The coding region runs from base 1 to 555 and encodes 184 amino acids. Lineage: Eukaryota; Metazoa; Chordata; Mammalia; Dermoptera; Cynocephalidae. The transcript is spliced from 7 exons. The record is from RefSeq and is a predicted model, not a curated record.
AUGGUAUUUGAAGAUGGGGCCUUUGAAAGAUACUCCAAUUUAGAUGAGGUCAUGAGGGAAAAAGAAGAAGUAGAGGGGAUAUCAGUAGGUGCAAUACUUUCUGACUAUCAGCGUGUUCGAGUAGAAAAUGUGUGUAAAAGGCUUAAUCUCCAGCCUUUAGCUUACCUUUGGCAGAGAAACCAGGAAGAUUUGCUUCGAGAGAUGAUAUCAUCUAAUAUUCAGGCGAUGAUCAUCAAAGUGGCAGCUUUUGGUUUAGAUCCAGAUAAGCAUCUUGGGAAAACUCUGGAUCAAAUGGAACCUUAUCUCUUAGAGCUUUCUAAGAAGUAUGGAGCCCAUGUUUGUGGAGAAGGUGGAGAGUAUGAAACAUUCACUUUGGAUUGCCCUCUGUUUAAGAAGAAAAUAAUUGUGGACUCGUCAGAAGUAGUCAUACAUUCAGCUGAUGCAUUUGCACCUGUGGCUUAUCUACGCUUUUUAAAAUUGCACUUGGAGGACAAGGUGUCCCCAGUGCCUGACAACUACAGAACAUCUAAUAAUAUAUUCGUACAUAAUUCUUGAAAAGCAUUUUUGAACAUUGUUCACUAAGCUACCAUUUCUAUGCCAAAAAAAAGAUUUUUUUUUUCAAUUAUCGUGACCAGCUUUUUCUCAUUACAUUUUUUUUUUUUU